AUGGAUCGACGUAGAGACGAAGGGAGAAGAAAAGAGACCUAUAAAUGGGUGGCGAACGUCGGGACAAUUCUUGGAUUCUUCGGCAAUUACCGGUUAAGUGAGUUUUUCUGUAAUCCUGCGAUAUCCCAGGAUCUCGCCGCGAGUGUUAUCCAAAGCAUCAUUCUUGCGAUUACUGUCAACGCGAUUUCUGGACUUGGCUCGGCUUGAAUCGAGCCCGCCUUGAACUCGAGGCCUUCUCUCUAGCGACGACAAAUUGCGAAAAUGCGGGAGACAGCCAGGAGAAAGGAAACGAGGGAAAGAAGAAGCAAGCGGAAGCGUUUAUUAUGUAAUUUAUUAUGUUUUUUUCUUGUACGUUUAUCGUAAUUUAUAGUAGAGAGAAAAUAAAAUUUAUUAGGUAAAUAUACAUGAAUAUAUAUAUAUAUAUAUCAAUUGAUAUUAUAUCGUUUUGAUUUAUUAUUAACUUUAACGAAAAAUGUUGCAGAUACCCACUCGCGAUCUUCAUUCACAAGGUAUUAAAUACUAUCGUUUGAGGCAGUCAUUAUGAAC
Molecule: messenger RNA, 546 nt
Organism: Heterotrigona itama
Lineage: Eukaryota; Metazoa; Arthropoda; Insecta; Hymenoptera; Apidae
Source: the annotation of a GenBank genome assembly